Messenger RNA from Oncorhynchus kisutch (coho salmon), 2804 nucleotides. RefSeq names its product protein sidekick-1-like. Gene Ontology annotation, biological process: cell-cell adhesion. NCBI's taxonomy places the organism in Eukaryota, Metazoa, Chordata, Actinopteri, Salmoniformes, Salmonidae. Gene Ontology annotation, molecular function: protein binding. The record is from RefSeq and is a predicted model, not a curated record.
CUCUGUAGUUCCAGGUCCUCCAGUGAGGCUGUUGUUUCCAGAGGUUCGUCUGACGUCUGUCAGGGUGGUGUGGCAGCCGCCUACUGACCCCAACGGGAUUAUCAUGGGUUAUCAGAUAGCGUACCGUCUGGAUGCCGGUGACCCCAUGCGGUUCACUACGGUGGAGGUGGGGUCGACCCGCGCGUCAUUUUACAGUCAGCGGUUUGACCGGAGACCAGGCCUAUGUGUUCAAGUUGACCGCUAGGACCUCUCAGGGAUGGGGCAGAGCUGAGGAAGCUGUAGUUAUCACCACCGAACGCAGAGAGCGUCCCUCUCCCCCCAGGAAGUUGUCCGUCCCCCAGGGGGAGGUCCAAUCUCGUAGGCUCCGCCUCCACUGGGUUGCCGGGAUGACAGGCUCCUCCCCCCUACGGUACUACUGCCUGCACCGAGAGCUUCCGACCGGAGACUGGACCAGUCACUCUGCUGAUAUACCACACAAUUACACAGCCUGGACCGUAGAGAGACUGAAACCCUUCACGUCGUACAAGCUGAGGAUGCUGGCAACCAACGAUGUAGGAGACAGCAACUACAGCAAAGAGACGGAGACUGUUAUCACACUACAGGAUGUUCCUGAGGAGGCUCCAGUGAUAGUAUCAGUUAAACCCUCUACUACUACCUCUGUUCUGGUGCAGUGGCAGCGUCCCAGUGAGGAGAGCGUUAACGGGGUGCUGGUUGGCUACCGGCUGUACUACCGGGAACUCCCGGUAAACACCACCCCUAGUACGGUACCCCUGGAAGACAUGGCCAACAACACCACCACACGUGGUGACAUCACUGCUCUGACCAGCUUUAAGACAGUGAGCAGUGCUUCCUUAACAGAAUUUGAGUUAACGCAGCUGAAGAAGUUUAAGUGUUAUGAGAUCGUCAUGACAACCUAUAACAUCGUAGGAGAGAGCCCACCCUCUGAGCCGGCCACUGUAUCAGUUGGAGAAGCAGCUCCCACCUUGCCACCCCAGUCUAUCAGAGUGGUGCCUGUCUCUCCUACUGUACUGGAGGUGACCUGGGACCUCCCACCCCUACACACACAGAAUGGAAUCAUCCAGGGUUACAAGAUCCACUACUGGCAGGGUGACAGACAGAACGAGACAGAGAAGGUGACGGUGGUGUUUGUUCCUGACACGCGUGUUCGUCUGGUCAACCUCACGUGUUACACGUCCUACCUCGUCACGCUGUCUGCCUUCAACGUGGCUGGAGACGGCCCGCCUAGCGAACCCCGGGGCGCCAAGACCCUACAGGCUGCCCCCAGCCAGCCUAGUUUCCUGUCGUUUUCGGAGGUGACAGGAUGGAGUGUCAACGUCUCCUGGGGGGUGCCCAGCGCUUCUAACGGGGUAGUGGAGGGGUACAGGGUGGUCUACCAACCCACACAGCCUGUACAGGGUGUGAGUCGGGUGGUGACGGUGGAGGUGAAGGGUAGCUGGCAACGUUGGUUGAAGGUCAGAGACCUGACUAAAGGAGUAACUUACAGGUUCAGUGUCCAGGCCAGAACAGUCAGCUACGGACCUGCUGCCCACUGUAACGUCACCUCACAACCUCUACAGGGCACCCCUGGUUCGCCCAUGGAGAUGUCAGUCACCAAGUCCUCCUCGGCGCUGACCAUUCAUUGGUCGGAGGGAGACGCGGGGGCGGGACCUGUCAUAGGUUACAUCAUCGAGGCUCGUCCCUCAGAUGAAGGGAUGUGGGACUCGUUUGUCAGGCUCCUCCCCCCCAGCAGUAGGUCAGUAACCGUGGAGAUGGACCGUCUGAGGUCAGGGGUCGGAUAUGAGUUCCGUGUCAUCGCUGUCAAUCGCUACGGUUAUGGGGAACCCAGCACGCCGUCCACAGCGCUCGCUGCUCUGUGGGACCGUCCCUUCUAUGAGGAGUGGUGGUUCCUGUUGGUCCUGUCUCUGAUUGGUCUGAUCAUGAUCCUCAUGUUGGUGUUCAGCCUCCUGCUGCACGGACACAACCACAAGUACAGGAGCUGCAGCACAGGAAAGCAUGUGUCUACGGUGGAGGAGUCCAUAACCCUGGACAACGGAGGAUUCACAGCUCUGGAACUCAACAGCAGAACUCUGAACAACAAGAGCACCUUCCACAAGAAGAAUGGAACUAGGUCCCCUCCCAGGCCUAGUCCAGGCCUCCUCCACUACUCUGAUGAAGACCUGUGUGAUAACUACAACAAUGGAGCCAUCCUCACAGAGAGCACCACACUCACAGAGAAACCUGCUGACAUCUCAGAGUCUGAGGUAACAGACAGUGACUGUGAGGAUGAUCAUCAUCCUAAACAUUCCUUUGUUAAUCACUACAUGUCAGAUCCCACCUACUAUAACAGCUGGAAGAGACAACCUAAAGGCCUGAAGGGGUUAAGUCCGGCGUCCGGCUACGAGGAGUGUUCCAGCACUGACGGGGCAGAGCCCUACUACCAGACCGUGGUCACACAGCACAGCACAGGGGGAGCGUACACACCCACGGGGCUGCCCGCGCACACACACACACUCCCACACACACUCCCACACACACACACGCACGCCAUCCCCAAUACUAAUCCACCAGGCUCACGCACGCCCGUCACGGGGUUCUCGUCUUUUGUGUGACACGUGCACACAUGCUCACACACGCGCACACACACACACACGCGCGCUCACACACACAGAGGGCGGAGCAGAGGAGGUUUGGAGCCCACUACUGUGGUAGGACAGAGGGAUGGAGGGAAGAGGAGGAUGGGAGGAAGGAGGGAGAGGAGAGAAGGAGGGAGAGGAGGAUGGGAGGAAGGAGGGAGAGGAGAGAAG